AGCCCAAACCCGCCCGCCCGCGCCCCGCCCCGCCCGGCUGGCGGCGCCCGCCCGCAGCGCGACCCGCCGCCCGAGCGACGCCGCCCGCCCCUCCCCACCCCCAGGCGGCAGGUUCAGGCCCCGGGUCCGAGCCCGCGCCCUGCAGCUGUCCCUGCCGCCGCCGCCGCCUGCGAGAAAGAGCGCCACUGGGGAAAGGUAGCGUGGCCUCUUGUGCGAAGGUGCUUUCAAACUUUAGGUUCCUGCGCCUUCUGCCCGUCUGUAAAGAGGAGGGAAAGAUGGAGCCCGAGUCCGGGGCGCAAACAUCAAAUCAGACGCAAACAGAUUCAUUAUCUUCAUCCCCUAAUCCUGUGUCACCUGUGCCUUUGAAUAACACAACAAAUGCCCCAAGAUAUGGAACUGUGAUCCCUAAUCGCAUCUUUGUAGGAGGAAUUGACUUUAAGACAAAUGAAAAUGAUUUGAGAAAAUUUUUUUCCCAGUAUGGGUCUGUAAAAGAAGUGAAGAUUGUAAAUGACAGAGCUGGAGUGUCCAAAGGGUAUGGUUUUGUCACUUUUGAAACACAAGAAGAUGCACAAAAAAUUUUACAAGAGGCUGAAAAACUUAAUUACAAGGAUAAGAAACUGAACAUUGGUCCAGCAAAGAAAACAAAACAAGUAGGGAUCCCUCGUUCUAGUAUAAUGCCAGCAGCUGGAACAAUGUAUCUAACAACUUCAACUGGAUAUCCUUACACUUACCAUAAUGGUGUUGCUUACUUUCAUACUCCAGAGGUAACUUCUGUCCCACCACCUUGGCCUGUAAGUACUUUCAUUGUAGAAGAGUUUCCACCUAUGACUACCUAA
Castor canadensis (American beaver) is the source of this 836-nucleotide messenger RNA. The record is from RefSeq and is a predicted model, not a curated record. NCBI's taxonomy places the organism in Eukaryota, Metazoa, Chordata, Mammalia, Rodentia, Castoridae.